CCUCAGAGCCCAACGACUACACGGCUGUAUCAACCUUCUGUGUGUAGAAUAGCUGAAGAUCUGAAAACUUCAGGACCAACACAACACCUUCUGAGAUGGCGAACUGGAUCGUUCUGCUUGUGGCGUUUGCGUCCGUAAACCUCUCUCUAUCUGUUAGAGAACUGGAAUAUUCCACUCCCCAAAGCUGCAAAGAGCUCAAGCAAACAUAUAAAAUCAAUCAAGACGGUCUUUAUUACCUGAGCACGCCGAGCGGUGUCGUGUAUCAGACGUACUGUGACAUGACGACUGCAGGAGGAGGGUGGACUCUGGUGGCCAGCGUUCAUGAGAACAACAUGUACGGGAAAUGCACCACCGGUGAUCGCUGGUCCAGUCAGCAGGGUGGAAGUCCGAACGUACCUGAGGGAGACGGGUCGUGGAGUAACACCGUCACAUUCGGCACUGCAGAAGCUGCAACCAGCGACGACUUCAAGAAUCCUGGGUAUUAUGGCAUCAGAGCGGAGGACGUGGCAGUGUGGCACGUUCCUAAUAACGAGCUAGUGGGUCGUUGGAAACUAACAUCAUUCCUGCGCUACCACACGGAGACCAAAUUCCUCAAUAACUACGGAGGAAACCUCUACAAUCUCUUCAAGCAAUUCCCAGUGAAGUACAACGUAGGAAGCUGUCCUGCUAACCACGGCCCCUCUGUUCCUGUAGUGUACGAUGUUGGAGACGCCACAUCCAACCAUAACCUGUAUGGACCCCACAUCAGAGCGUAUACUGUUCCUGGAUUCAUCACAUUCCGAGCGAUAAACACGGAAAACGCAGCGAUGGCGAUCUGCUCGGGAGUCAAACCCACAGGCUGCCACAAUGAACACUGCUGUAUAGGAGGAGGUGGGCAUUUUCCUGAAGGGUCUCCGAGGCAGUGUGGUGAUUUCACCUCUUUCGACUGGGACGGUUACGGCAGUCACAUCGGCUGGAGCGCCAGUAAGCAGAUAACCGAGGCGGCGGUGCUCAUCUUCUACCGCUGAGAGAGAACCUUCCAGAACCAACUGCACACAAUUCACACAUCACACUGCUUUCACACCAUGUCAGAAUUACCGUAAUUACUAGAUGAGAACCCGGACAUUCUACUCAGAGCUGUUCACUUCCUUGGACUCGGAAUUAUGUAUUUCUAUACGGUAAAAUGAAUCUGUGUGAGAUGAUGAUGUUUACAUUCGCAAAAUACAUUACAAUAACGUAACAGUUUGUGCGAACUACAUUAAACUGUAUCGUAUGUCUUUCACUUAUUUUCAGAUUAAUCUUGCAUUAUUAAGACAUGAAUGCUUUUUACAUGUCGGAAUCUCGUAAUUAUGAGACGGUGUGAACACAGCUUCAGUAUAGUGUUCAUUGCUGCACGACUACAUGACUGUGUGUGUGUGUGUGUGUGUGUGUGUGUGAGAAACAGACCACAUAAAGUUCAUUCCUGUAAAAGUUACCAAAUCUUCAAGAAGUUAUUUCCAGAUGUUUACCGCAGGUCAUGUGUUUCUCUCUCUCUCUUAAUAAAUACACAUUAACCAAAUCAAUGGCAGUACUGUAUGUAAGAAUGGGCUGAGAAUUGUGUAGCAGUUUUUAGCACUCACCUGCUUUAUGAUGCAUUAUUACAGGCUUAUAAUCAAUUUCAAACCUAUCCAUUUCUGCUUACGGUGUUGAGGGUGUGUGUCCUCCUGAUUUUAUGAAAUAAUAAAGUUAUGAGCAUUA
Pangasianodon hypophthalmus (striped catfish) is the source of this 1716-nucleotide messenger RNA. RefSeq names its product intelectin-like. The record is from RefSeq and is a predicted model, not a curated record. The transcript has 9 exons. Lineage: Eukaryota; Metazoa; Chordata; Actinopteri; Siluriformes; Pangasiidae. Bases 96 to 1007 code for a protein of 303 amino acids. Gene Ontology annotation, molecular function: oligosaccharide binding.